Molecule: messenger RNA, 1755 nt
Organism: Cladophialophora psammophila CBS 110553
Lineage: Eukaryota; Fungi; Ascomycota; Eurotiomycetes; Chaetothyriales; Herpotrichiellaceae
Exons: 7
Coding region: 1-1755 (584 amino acids)
Cellular component (GO): ribonucleoprotein complex; nucleus; cytosol
Molecular function (GO): poly(A) binding; poly(U) RNA binding; mRNA 3'-UTR binding
Source: RefSeq, a predicted model, not a curated record
AUGUCUGACAAACCUGCAACCCAGUCUGCCUCGGGCACUGCAUAUGCUGGCUAUCCCCAGUCAAGAAUGCCGUACACUGCAUCGGGCUAUCAACAGUACAACGGAGCCAUGACCAUGACCAAUUCCAAUCCUCUUGCCAACAUGCAGAACCUCAAAGCGACCUUGCCACCUUCUGCUUCUGUUGAGACUGAGAUGAGUGCAGUCAAUCGUCCGGGAUACAGCAGUCCUUUGAUGGUGUUGCCAUCCGGUCAAGCCGUGCCGCUCCCCAGCUUCUACGGCCAGAACCAGACCUCAGCCGGAGAUGGUGCCUCCCAGUUGCCUUACGUUCCCACUGGAAUGUUUCCAAGCUUCAUUGGCAACACCAACAUGACUACGAGCACGCUCCCAGGAUAUGGUUGGCCAUACAAUCUCGCAUCCAACGUUGCCGGGUUUGAUCCAGGUCGUCGAGGCUCCUGGUCUUCAAACGAAGAGAAUGCUCCCAACAACCAAGCCGUUGCACUUCAAGGUCAAUCGGACUACUACAACUCCAUGCCCUAUCUAUCGGCGACGCCUGCCAGCCAACACUAUAUUGCCGGACCUAUUCAACCCAUGAAGUGCCAGGACAACAAAUCCUACGAGAUGGUCAAUCUUGAUGAGCUAGUCAAUCGUGAUCCUCCCAUGCCUCGCGCAGUGCCCGCUAUGUGGACAAACCAAGAAGAACUCAGCCUGGCCAAAUGUCUUCAGAACCCUGAGGGUAUCACCAAUGUUUACAUUCGUGGCUUCAUGCCGGAUACCACUGAUGAGGAUCUCGAACGUUGGGCUUCUCGCUUUGGAGAGAUCGAAUCAUGCAAGGCCAUCAUCGAACAAGAUACUGGCAAGUGCAAAGGGUUCGGGUUCGUCAUGUACUAUUCUCCUGCUGCAGCAGAGAACUGUAUCCGCGGUUUCUUCCAUCUUGGCUUUCAAGCCAGCUAUGCCCAGAAAUCUCGCAAUUCUCGACUCAAGGACCUUGAAGAUAAGAACUCCACCAAUAUCUACUGCACCGGGGUUCCCAUUGACUGGAACGAAUCGGACCUGGCCAAACACUUUCUGCCAUAUCACGCCGUCUCCACUAAGAUCUGCCGCGAUGCUCCGUCCGGAGUCAGCAAAGAAGUUGGCUUUGCCAGAUUCGAAACCCGUGAGAUUGCAGAACGUGUCAUCAAGGAGUUCCACUCCGUCCUCAAUGAGCACGACGGCAUCAAGUUGUUCCUCCGCUUUGCCGACACUAAGGCUCAGAAGCAACUCAAACAACAGAGUCAAGAACGUCGCAACUGGCGCAGCCGAGAGUACAGCUAUUCGGUUGAGCACACUCCAUCUCCAACUCUUUCCCGACUGCAGAACAUGAACAACCACAUCAGCCCGAACGGCAGUUACCAGUCACCUGCUGGAACUACCAAUGGCUUCACUCCAGCGACGUCAGUCUCUCCGCCUGAGCUGCCAGGUGUCAACAACAAGGCUGUGAACAUGGUUCGCAACUCCACGUCGACUUGGCCGAUGCAAGGGGGCCUGCAGUCAAUUACCAACUCCACCACUGUUCGAACCAACCUUCCGGUCAAUGCAACACCUCAUCCUUACAUUGAAGUCCCGUCCAAGUCUGGUGCUUCCAUUGCAAUCAUCGCGGACAAUGGCGACCCAAGCAAGACGACCAAGACUCCAAGUCCCAAGAAGGUCACCAUUAGAGUUGAGCCAGCCAGCGGCAAGGAGAACUACACCACCACUCCUCCGCAGUCCAGCAAAUGA